Molecule: messenger RNA, 2289 nt
Organism: Harpia harpyja (harpy eagle)
Lineage: Eukaryota; Metazoa; Chordata; Aves; Accipitriformes; Accipitridae
Gene: RCHY1
Product: ring finger and CHY zinc finger domain containing 1
Exons: 9
Coding region: 62-817 (251 amino acids)
Biological process (GO): ubiquitin-dependent protein catabolic process; protein ubiquitination
Cellular component (GO): nucleus
Molecular function (GO): zinc ion binding; ubiquitin protein ligase activity
Source: RefSeq, a predicted model, not a curated record
GUGGAAGCGGCGGGGCGGAAACGGAAGCGAAAGGGCCGGGCCGGGCGAGGUGUGGGCGGCCAUGGCGGCGGGCGGGGAGGAGGAGGGCUGCGAGCAUUACCGGCGGGGCUGCCUGCUGAAGGCGCCGUGCUGCGGGAAGCUGUACGCCUGCCGGCUGUGCCACGACGGCGCCGAGGGGCACCGGCUGGACCGGUUCCGCGUGGCCGAGGUGCAGUGCACCCGCUGCCGCCUCCUGCAGAAGGCCCAGCAGCGCUGCGAGGGUUGCCACAGCCUCUUCGGCGAGUAUUACUGCGGUAUCUGCCACCUCUUCGACCGCGACAAGAAGCAGUACCACUGCGCCGAGUGCGGUAUCUGCAGGAUUGGUCCAAAAGAGGAUUUUUUCCACUGUUCGAAAUGCAACUUAUGCCUAAGCUUGAGUCUGCGAGGAAAGCACAAGUGCAUUGAAAAUGUCUCCAGGCAGGACUGUCCAAUAUGUUUGGAGGAUAUUCAUACUUCUCGUGUUGGAGCUCAUGUUCUGCCCUGCGGUCACCUCCUUCACAGAACAUGUUACGAGGACAUGCUAAAGGAAGGUUACAGGUGUCCUUUGUGCAUGCACUCGGCUUUAGAUAUGACAAGGUACUGGCGUCAGCUGGAUGAUGAAGUAGCACAGACUCCUAUGCCCACAGAGUAUCAGAACAUGAUGGUGGAGAUCCUUUGCAAUGACUGCAAUGCCCGGUCUACAGUGCAGUUCCAUCUCCUAGGCAUGAAGUGCAAAAACUGUGACUCCUACAAUACUGCCCAAGAUGGAAGAUGCCGACUGCCUUUGGAGGAGCAGUGACCAAGAUAGGUGCUGCAUUCAGCUGGAUGAGGAAGACUCUGCCAUGGAAGAGACCAUCUAUUAAAAAAAAAAAAACAAACCACCACUUGUCAGUAAAAAUUUAUUCCAAGUCGUCAUGGCAGCAGUGAAAUGGUUACAAGAUUUAAUUAAUGCUGGUGCAAAGGAGUUUCGCUAAUUGUGCCCCCCUCCGUAGUAUCUGGGGCACAGCGCAGUCAGGCCCUUCAGGGUAGUCCCCAUCGAGCAGCGUGCUGCCCGAUGAAGGUUAGUUCCUAGAGACAAUGGCACCCUUUAAAAGAGCCAUUUACUGUGUCAGAGAAGGGACAGCCUAGAAGAAUAACUAAUGAGAUGCACAAUGGAAAUUAUAAGCAGCUGACACAGCAGAAGAUGUUUUGGGGCAGCUGAAGGUUGUGAGCAUAACAGGAGGUGGAGGUAUAGCUGUUCUGAUUGCAGCUGUUGGAGAAAAUUGGUAGCUUUGAGAGUGGCCUCUUUACAUAAAGCUGACAUCCGCAAAGUUUUGUGCGAGUACAUUUUGUUCCUUUUAAAUGAUGUGUUUGUUCUAGGGCCUCGGAGCCAUCGGCGCAAGUGUCUGGAGAGGGUGAGCUUGCAGAAAUUGCAUCCCUUGGCUUGAUUUGUCGACACGUGCGCACACACAGCACCCGUACAGAAUUCACUUUGAAACGAGGCUGGCCUGCUCGCAUAUGUGCGAUGAACGGCCUAAAAUUCAAGCCGCAAGGCCACCCUUCUCCCCAGGACACCCAUUUGACGUGCUGUCUCUUCACUCGGAUUCCUUUGCCAGCUGCAGUCAUGUUUACACCCAUUUCUUCCUCAUUUUGCUUUAUUUGCUUACAAAGGCCGAGGUGUUGUAGGGUUUUAGGCAUAUAUGUAGCUUGAUGUUUUGAUGGUUAAGCACAUAAGUGAAGCACAUACUAUUGUCUUGUCAGGAUUGACAUUGGGCCAACUAGUUGGGCUGAGCCUGAGAUGUUUGCUAAAGUAACAGCAGUUCAUAGAGGCACUCGAGUAGUGCAGGGACCAAUUUUCUGUGGUUUGGGGUUUUUUUAAUAGUAUCUGAUUUCACUGGGGGGGGAGCAUGGAGGAGUGCUUUUAAAAAACACAACCCAACAAACCUUCCCACCCUUUUUCAUGUAAUAGCCUGCCCACAGUGUUUUGCAGUCUAAAUAUUGCAGAAAGUUCUUAGUUCUGAGAAUUUCAGAACAUGCAAAUAGUUUCCAAUAAUGAAGUAAAAAAAAAAAAGCCCAGUUACUCUUCACCGUACAAUUACUUGUUUUUACCUUGUUCUAUGGUAAAACAACAGCUUUUCUUAAUCUGACUGUGCCCCUCUAUGUACGAAAUACGAGGACUGGGAUGCUAGCGUUACUGUAGCUUGCCUUUACGGGAGUAUCUUUUUCUGAAGCACUUUUCUCACUGCUAUAAAAAAAUGUAAAAUAACGUCUCUAUUAAAACAAAUUACGCUA